Molecule: messenger RNA, 1796 nt
Organism: Ruditapes philippinarum (Manila clam)
Lineage: Eukaryota; Metazoa; Mollusca; Bivalvia; Venerida; Veneridae
Product: protein immune deficiency-like
Exons: 3
Coding region: 146-697 (183 amino acids)
Biological process (GO): signal transduction
Molecular function (GO): protein binding
Source: RefSeq, a predicted model, not a curated record
UUUACCCUUACUUUCGUAUUCGAUUACAUUGUGUUUUUUCAAGGAAAGAAUAACCGGGUAUUCUGUAUGGGAAAUAUUUCGUUGUUGUUUUAAAAGAGAGUUUUUUUAUUAAUGCAUAGGCACUAUUAAUCGUAUCUUUCAAGUUAUGUAUGGAUAUGUUAGUGAUUCAGAUAGUGAUGAUAAUGACACGGAAAAUGGCUACACAGUGGUAACAAUAAACGGAAAGGCAGAAUAUAUCCCUGCGAGCAGCGGACGUACAGUGAUAGAUAUUCCGGGAAUGCGUAAUUUGCAGAUUGGAAGUGGACAAGUAAACGUCAUAAAUGGACGGACUAGGACUCGCCACAGAGAGCCAUCUCCUCGAGGCAAUAGUUCUACAAGUUCGCCACAAAAAAGUCAUACACCUCAUUCCGAAAAACUAACAGAUUCAAAAGAAAAACCAACUAGACAAGAUCUCAAUCACGUGUGUAACAACAUAGGCAGAAAUUGGAAGAAACUAGCAAGAACGUUUGGUCUUAGCAAAGGACAGAUUGAGGCCAUUGAAGUAGACUUUCAUAUUGAAGGAAACUAUGAAAUGGCAUAUCAAACGAUACUUAAAUGGAAAAGACAGAAUGGUGAUUUAGUGACAAUACAUGAUCUUGCGGUGGCCAUCGAUUCAAUCGGAUUAACUGAACUAGCUAGAGAUUUGCCAGUUAGGUAAAUGGGUGUCUUAUCCAAUGCAAGAAUAUAUCUAAUACCAAAACUUGCUGUCAAGCUGAAUGCAUUGACAGCGUAGAUGUGGCAUAUUCAGUUAUUGACUUUAUAUAUCAUUUAUUGAUUUAAUAAUAAGAAACAGGAAAUUAUAAUAACAUACACGUUUAUUCGAAAUAAAAGCAAUGAUAAUUAAAUCAACUAAAUACAACAUAAGAUGUAAAACCAAAGUACACAGUAAGUCCCUGAAUAAUAAAAAAUUCAACACACUUGAGGUAAGUAACAAAUAUACAAGAAGAUAUUGUUAUAAAAAAUAAGUAUUGUUAUGCCUAUGGGUAACAUACUAGUUAACAUAUAAACCAAUUCAAAACUCAUCCUAGCAGGGAAUAUGAACUUAAUCCGGUACCAAAUUCAAGCUCUACAGAAAAAAACAAUCCUUCAUUAUAUCAUAUCAACAAUAAUUUCAUGCUUGAUCAUCCUGCACUUUUGUAACGAGGCUUUUCAUUGGAUAAUCCUAAUUUUUAUAUAAUCAAUACACACAAUAGUGAACUUAUUAAGUUAUUUCCGUUUUUCCUCUAAUAAAAAAAAAUCUGCUAUUAUAUAAUCUUAUCAUAAAGAUGUCAGAUAUGUUGUAUAUCCAUGUAUAAUUUUAUUAUUUUAUUUACAACCAUUCCUAUAGUGCCAUAUAACCUGUCAAAAAUCUUUAUAACUUUAUAAAAUAAUGAGUUGACUAAAUUUUAUUAUACGGGAUUUAUUAUAAGGGAUAGAAUCUGCAUAUAUUACCAAUCAAAUCAAUCGAUAAAUAGUGGUAAUUAGUCAAUAUUUUCAAAAAUUUCAUGUGACUUUAUUAUUUCAUUAAUAAUAUAACUAUACAAGAUGAAAAAGUAAUACCUAACCUAGAAAAUACAGAACUUUCAGCAGCAGUUAAGAAAAACUUGGAGAGACCUAGGAAUUGAUUCUACAAAAGUAUUUGGGGAAAUAAAACGGUAAAAAAGUAGUUUUUUGUGCAAAAUUUGAACAGUUUAGUAUGUUGUGCAUAAUUUAAAGAUCAUUUUGAUGAUAAAUCAGUAAGAAGAAAAUUAAAAUAUCUAAAUAAAUAUACAUCAUUU